GGGUAAGCUGAAGUAGCGUAGCAACCAAUAGCAACAGUCACUGUGGCGGCACUGGCCAUCCUCACUCGCCGCUCGACCGCCUCGUGCUCUUCCCAGCACACGGCCAUGUUCCCUGCGCUCUCCUAGGCUCUCGCCAUUCGACUCGCACUACUGGCGAUUGAGGUACAGGCUACCUGCCCACUCGUAUGUAAAGCAUGGGCCUCAUCAAGGUGCCGGACCACCGACGCCCCCCUCUCGUACUUGGACAGAAAUCAUCAGGUUCCACCGCUUCUUUGUCGCUGUCACGCACGACGCUCUUUUACACAAUCAUUCUUUGCCUGGCGCUGUUGCUACUCCCGCUCUUUGCAAGCGCGGAACCAUUGCCUUACCAAUUGGAUGUCCUUGAAGGACAAGUCGCUUUCGACGUAUCGUCAACAAAUGCAAUAUGGGAAGCUGGUGGAUACACAGAUGUGGUCAUACGCGUACACCUCGGCUCGGACACCUCUUCCUCACAGCGAGAUGGUGCCGAUCGGCUGUCACCGGACGACCUAAACAUGCUAUUGAUUCCAUUCCGCGCAAAAGCGAAGUUCUGGUUGUCCCCCGAGACUGAUCUGGCCCUCAUAACUCACGAAAGUCGUGGGGAGGAUGUCGCUUUGCGGUACCGAUGGCCUGUACCUCUGUGCCUACCGUCUGGAAGGCAUACACUUCAACUCCAGACAAGGCGAUCAAGCCGUCGCCAGUCCAUAAACAUUCCUAUUCUCGUCGUAGUCCCAGAUGAACGUGCUCGCAUGAUGUGCUCUUCCGGCCUACAAGCACAUCUCCAGCUGAAGAAUAAACGAUCAUCGUCUUCACUGUCUGCGCGUGAUCCAGACGCUGCAGAUGGGGAGGCCGAGGCUACCACCAGCACAGAGGGCGGUACGCCGCUUACCAUAUCGCCGUCCAGCCUCCCGGCCACCACCGGCGUAGAGCCCACGGACGCUCACUACUCCAGUUACUACAACUACACCUCUAGCGGCGCGUAUUCCGAAUCUUACCCGUAUUCGGGGAGCUACACGACGCCCGCCCCCACUUCGUACACGAACACCGCGAGUGUCUCUGUCGUCACCACCACCGCCAUCCGGACAUCGGUACAGACUAGUACUGUCACCUCGGUGUCGACCGAUCUCAAGACCAUCGUCAGCACCGCCACUGGGUCGGAUACAACAGAGGUGUUCACAACGACGCAGACGUCGAUAUCUACGAUCGUAGUGGCGACCACAACAGCUGGCGGCUUCCUCCCUGUCAACGGAGCAUCUCCUCGGGCUGCGUUACCCAUGUCCGCCCUCGCGGUCGCCUGUCUGUCCAGUGUCUUCUGGUUGCUUUGCUCUGCCAACUGUUGUGUCGCGUAGUAUAGAUGGAACUGUUUCUCGUUUUCAAGGUCAAGGUGCCGGACGAUCACUCGAAUAUGGGCUGCGCAUAGCGACGGUAGUAGUAUUCUAGUCGGGUCUCAUACUGAUGGUGUACUUACCACCAUUUAAUGACAAAUGGAUUGUAUCUCGUUGAACAUUCAAAUGGCUCACGAUGUG
Messenger RNA from Fomitopsis serialis, 1544 nucleotides. RefSeq lists its product as uncharacterized. Bases 195 to 1367 code for a protein of 390 amino acids. The transcript is spliced from 5 exons. NCBI's taxonomy places the organism in Eukaryota, Fungi, Basidiomycota, Agaricomycetes, Polyporales, Fomitopsidaceae. The record is from RefSeq and is a predicted model, not a curated record.